AUGAAUGAGUAUAGCAACAUGGAGGAAUUCGCCGAGGGUUUCAAGAUAAACGCGAGCAAGACUCAGCAGGAUGACGGUACAAUGUUUAUCGGAGGCUUGAGCUGGGAUACAAGCAAGAAAGAUCUGACUGAACAUCUGUCUCGAUUUGGAGAGGUUGCUGACUGCACAAUUAAAACAGAUCCAGUCACCGGCCGCUCAAGAGGAUCUGUGCUUUUUAAAGAUGCUGCUAGUGUUGAUAAGGUUUUGGAACUGAAAGAACACAAACUGGAUGGCAAAUUGAUAGACCCCAAAAGGGCCAAAGAUUUAAAGGGGAAGGAGCCCCAAAAGGUUUUUGUGGGUGGAUUGAGCCCAGAUACUUCAGAAGAACAGAUUAAAGAAUAUUUUGGAGCCUUUGGAGAGAUUGAAAAUAUUGAACAUCCCAUGGAUACAAAAACAAAUGAGAGAAGAGGAUUUUGCUUUAUCACAUACACAGAUGAAGAGCCAGUAAAGAAGCUGUUAGAAAGCAGACACCACCAAAUUGGUUCUGGGAAGUGUGAAAUCAAAGUUGCACAGCCCAAAGGGCUAUACAGGCAGCAGCAACAGCAGCAGAAAGGAGGAAGAGGUGCUGCAGCUGGUGGUCGGGGUGGUACUAGGGGUGGUGGACGAGGUCAGGGCCAAAACUGGAAUCAAGGGUUUAAUAACUAUUAUGAUCAAGGAUAUGGAAAUUACAAUAGUGGUGAUCAAAACUAUAGUGGCUAUGGCAGAUAUGAUUAUACUGGAUUUAACUAUGGAAACUAUGGAUAUGGACAGGGAUAUGCAGACUACAGUGGCCAACAGAGCACAUACGGCCAGGCAUCUCGAGGGGAAGGCAAUCACCAAAACAAUUACCAGCCAUACUAAAGGAGGACAUUGGAGAAAACAGGAGG
Molecule: messenger RNA, 905 nt
Organism: Echinops telfairi (small Madagascar hedgehog)
Lineage: Eukaryota; Metazoa; Chordata; Mammalia; Afrosoricida; Tenrecidae
Product: heterogeneous nuclear ribonucleoprotein D-like
Biological process (GO): regulation of gene expression
Cellular component (GO): nucleoplasm
Molecular function (GO): poly(A) binding; poly(G) binding
Source: RefSeq, a predicted model, not a curated record